AGGACUCACACAGGAGAGAAACCUUUUGAAUGUCAUGAUUGUGGGAAAAGUUUCAGUUACAAUUCCGAACUGGUAAGACAUCAGAUAACUCACACGGGAGAGAAACCCUUUGAAUGUCCUCUUUGUGGGAAAAGUUUCAGUCAGAAUUCUGACCUGGUGAAGCACCAAAGGACUCACACAGGAGAGAAACCCUUUGAAUGUCGUCUUUGUGGGAAAAGUUUCAGUCAGAAUUCCAGUCUGCUGAAUCAUCAGAGGACUCACACAGGAGAGAAACCUUUUGAAUGUCCCGUUUGUGGGAAAAGUUUCAGUCGGAAUUAUCUCCUAGUGAUUCAUCAGAGUACUCACACAGGAGAAAAACCCUUUGAAUGUCCUCUUUGUGGAAAAAGUUUCAGACAGAAUUAUGACUUGGUGAUACACCAGAGGACUCACACAGGGGACAAACCAUUUGAAUGUACUGUUUGUAGGAAAAGUUUCAGUCAGAAUUCUCAUCUGGCAGAACACCAGAGGACUCACACAGGAGAGAAACCCUUCGAAUGUCCUGUUUGUGGGAAAGGUUUCAGCCAGAAUUCCAACCUGGUAACACAUCAGAGGACUCACACAGGAGAAAAACCCUUUGAAUGUUCUAUUUGUGGGAAAAGUUUCAGUCAGAAUUCUGACCUGCUAAAACACCAGAGGACUCAUCUAGGAGAGAAACCCUUUAAGUACCCUGAUUGUGCGGAAAGUUUCAGUGAUAAUUCUUACCUGGCAAAACACCAGAGGACUCAAAUAGGAAAGAAACCCUUUGAAUGUCCUGUUUGUGGGAAAUGUUUCAGUCAGAAUUCUCACCUGGAAAAACACCACAGGACUCACACAGGAGAGAAACCUUUUGAAUGUCCUCUUUGUGGAAAAAAUUUCAGGCAGAAUUCUCAUCUAGUGAGCCAUCAGAGGACUCACACAAGAGAAAAACCCUUUGAAUGUCCUGUUUGUGGGAAAAGUUUCAGUCAGAAUUCUUACCUGGUAAAACACCGGAGGACUCAUACAGGAGAGAAACCGUUUGAAUGUCCUGAUUGUGGGAAAAGUUUCAGGCAAAAUUCUCACGUAGUGAGCCAUCAGAGGACUCACACAACAGAAAAACCCUUUGAAUGUCCUCUUUGUGGGAAGAGUUUCAGUCAGAAUUCUUACCUGGUGAACCACCAGAGGACUCAUACAGGAGAGAAACCCUUUGAAUGUCCUGAUUGUGAGAAAAGUUUCAGUCACAAUUCCAGCCUGGUAAAACACCAGAGGACUCACACAGGAGAGAAACCCUUUGAAUGUUCUGUUUGCGGGAAACGUUUCAGUCAGAAUUCCAACCUGAUGAAACACCAGAGGACUCACACAGGAGAGAAACCCUUUGAAUGUCCUGUUUGUGGGAAAAGUUUCAGUCAGAAUUCCAGCCUGGUGAGCCAUCAGAGGACUCACAAAGGAGCAAAACCCUUUUAAUAUUCUGAUUAUGGAACAGUUUCAGUCGGAAUUCCUGACUACUGAAUCAUCAGAAGAUUGACCCAGGAGAGAAACCCUUUGCAUGUGUGGAAUAUGGGAAAGUUUCAAUGGGAAUUCUGACCUUGUGAAACACCAGAGGACUCACACAGGAGAGAAACCUUUUGAGCAACCUGAUUGUAUAUUUCAGUCAGAAUUCAAACCUGGCGAUAUACUGGAGGACUCAUAGAGACUAAUCUGUCUGUGGAUGAUGCUACUGGCAUAAAUAGUUCCUUAUUGCCCACAUGGAAAUCCAACUAAGGGAAAAGUUGAUGAGUUUAUAGAAGGCUUUAAUUUCAUUUCUCAUCUCUCAUUAGGAAUGUA
Messenger RNA from Pseudonaja textilis, 1818 nucleotides. The record is from RefSeq and is a predicted model, not a curated record. NCBI's taxonomy places the organism in Eukaryota, Metazoa, Chordata, Lepidosauria, Squamata, Elapidae.